GUGUUUGCUGCUGUAAUACUGUUGCCUGGCACGGUCGAAACACAGGGAACUGUCCCCCAGGACUGCCAGUUCUGGUUGAAUAUAACCUGGUAAUGUUCUGAAAGAUGACCAUCUGUUUGCAACUUGUCGAUUCACACCAAUCCUGUGUGAAUUUACAAAGGAAUUCAGUUCCUCAUUUCCUAAUUGGUUUUAAAUCCCUACCUUGAGAUUGGAUUACAUAGCUGGCAAAGGAAAUGGACACCGUAACCCACAUUGCCAAGGAUGAACUAGAAGAGCUCCACGAGGCUUUUAAAAAAGUUGACCUCAACAGCAAUGGCUACAUUAAUGACUCUGAGCUCCAUGAUCUUUUCCGUGAAGCCAAUGUUUCAUUGCCUGGCUUCAAAAUACGAGAAAUCGUUGAAAACCUCAUGAUCGAAGGGGACAAGAACAAAGACCGCAGGAUCAGCUUUGAUGAGUUUGUUUCAAUUGUUCAAGAUUUGAAAAACAGUCACGUUGCUAAAACAUUCAGAAUGGCCAUCAACAGGAGAGAGGGAAUCUGUGCCAUUGGUGGGACGUCGGUUCAGUCCAGUGAAGGAACUCAACAUUCUUAUUCAGAGGAAGAAAAGUAUGCAUUUGUUAACUGGAUAAACAAAGCCUUGGAGACUGAUCCUGAUUGCAAAAGUGUGCUACCUAUGGAUCCCAAUACAGAUGCUCUGUUUAAAGCUGUUGAUAAUGGCAUUGUACUGUGCAAAAUGAUUAACCUCUCUGUGCCAGAUACAAUUGAUGAAAGAACAAUCAACAAGAAAAAACUCACAGCAUUUACUAUUCAGGAAAACCUGAAUCUUGCUCUGAACUCUGCCUCUGCCAUUGGUUGUCAUGUUGUCAAUAUUGGCGCACAAGACUUGAGAGAAGGAAAGCCCCAUUUAGUCUUGGGACUUUUGUGGCAGAUCAUCAAGAUUGGGCUGUUUGCUGACAUCGAACUUAGUAAAAAUGAAGCCCUCGUUGCUUUGCUUCGUGAUGGAGAGAGCCUGGAGGAUCUGAUGAAGUUAUCUCCAGAGGAGCUGCUGUUACGGUGGGCGAAUUACCAUUUGGAGAAUGCAGGCUGCCAAAAAAUCAGCAAUUUCCACUCUGAUAUUAAGGAUUCAAGGGCUUACUUCCACCUCUUGAAUCAGAUUUCACCAAAAGGCAAUAAAGAAGGUGAACCACGUAUUGACAUCAACAUGUGGGGCUUGAAUGAGAAGGAUGACCUGAAGCGAGCUGAGUACAUGUUGCAGGAGGCAGACAAACUGGGCUGCAGACAGUUUGUCACUCCAGGAGAUGUUGUCCAAGGAAACCCGAAACUGAACUUGGCUUUUGUUGCCAACCUAUUCAAUAAAUAUCCAGCCCUUCAGAAGCCCGAAAAUCAAGACAUUGAUUGGAGUCUGCUGGAAGGUGAAACUCGUGAAGAAAGAACCUUCCGCAACUGGAUGAAUUCACAAGGUGUAAAUCCAGCAGUUAACCAUCUUUACAGUGACUUAGUAGAUGCCCUGGUGAUAUUACAACUGUAUGAAAAAAUCAAGGUCCCAGUUGACUGGAACAAAGUGAACAAGCCACCAUAUCCCAAACUCGGUGCGAAUAUGAAAAAGCUGGAAAACUGCAAUUAUGCAGUUGACUUGGGAAGGAAUCCAGCGAAGUUUUCUCUUGUGGGAAUUGCUGGAAAGGAUCUGAAUGAUGGAAACUCGACACUAACUUUAGCUUUGGUCUGGCAGUUGAUGAGAAGGUAUACAUUGAAUGUUCUUGAAGAACUGGGUGAUGGUCAGAAAGUCAAUGAUGAUAUCAUUGUCAACUGGGUGAAUAAGACAUUAAAAGAGGCAGGCAAGAAAACUACCAUUCAGAGUUUCAAGGACAAGAACUUAAGCUCAAGUCUGCCUGUACUGGAUUUGAUUGAUGCCAUUCAACCAAAUUCUAUUAACUAUGAUCUGGUGAAGACUGGAGUCCUUUCUGAUGAGGACAAGCAAGAAAAUGCCAAAUACGCUGUAUCAAUGGCCAGAAAAAUUGGAGCUCGUGUAUAUGCCCUUCCAGAGGACCUGGUUGAAGUGAAGUCUAAGAUGGUUAUGACUGUUUUCGCCUGUCUGAUGGGCAGAGGAAUGAAGAGAGUGUAAAAAAACAAAAAAAAAAUUAAAUUACAAAGACAAAUGUCACCACGUGCAAGUGAUUGGCCUUUCAGAUAUUUCCAGGUUGAAAUAUGCUGCUGGCAGAACUAAGUUUGUAUUUCUAUUUUCCAAGACUAGAACAAGCUGCUUGGGGAGGAGAGAAUUGCGCAUAUUACUUUCCCUGAAGUGGUAAUAAUUUAGCAAGGUACACCAUGAAAUGCGUUCAUAUAUAAAUACAGAAGAUGCUGACCUGCAUUAUACGACCAUCAUCCUGUUAUCUUGCUCACUUAGAAUGUUGGUCACUGAUAUUGUGGUUGGACAUGGACUGUGCUGGGUUUCUUUUAAAAAGUUGCUUCAAGGCAUUUUGGGAAUCAAUGUUUAUUGGGCGGUGUUAAAUUUUUGAAUGAAAACUAAAGUUCUCACCUUACAACGAGAUUGACAAUCACUAUCCUUUGUUACAUUGCACAAAAUUCUGAUAUUGUUCAACACAAUUUGUGGGAAAGAUUUGCUGAUUUUAAGCUUUCUGCUGAAGGCUCCCAGACCAAAAACAUUCACUUUUUUUGUUUUUUUUUUGGCUUUACUGAUGACAGACAUAUGUAGCUGAAGCAUUUUCUGUGUAUUUUAAUUAUUGGUUAAGGCUACAUAGCCCACGACUCUCCAUUCCAGGUAUAGGCUUCAGUGCAUUCCACAGCCAAAGUAAUAAUGAAUCGUUUUACUACGUAUCUUGAUAUCUUUUAAAAUUUGCUUUUAAGAAGAAAAAGUAGCAUCAGAGAUCAAUACAUUUUAUUUAAAAAUAUUAUGCAAUCAUUUUAUGCCAUAAAGUGCCAAAGUUCUUUUUGCUUAGAGAACUUCUUCAGUUUGGGAAAGUAGGACUUUUGCAGUUCGUGGGGUCAUUACCAGGUUCCCAGAGUGGAAAAUCCUGAGAUCUCUGGGGUGUGUUUUGAAGUCCUGGAAUUUGAUGUUUGCUAAUCUAAAUUUUUAACAGCUCAGUAAAGCUUUCAUUAAUAUAGUGUGGACAUGGUGGCAAGAAGUGGAUGAAAAUAAAAGUUUUGAUAUCUACGA
This is a messenger RNA of Stegostoma tigrinum, 3173 nucleotides long. It is a transcript of the gene pls3, whose product is annotated as plastin 3 (T isoform). The transcript has 17 exons. The record is from RefSeq and is a predicted model, not a curated record. Gene Ontology annotation, cellular component: actin filament; cytoplasm; actin filament bundle. The coding region runs from base 234 to 2120 and encodes 628 amino acids. Lineage: Eukaryota; Metazoa; Chordata; Chondrichthyes; Orectolobiformes; Stegostomatidae. Gene Ontology annotation, biological process: actin filament network formation; actin filament bundle assembly. Gene Ontology annotation, molecular function: calcium ion binding; actin filament binding.